Molecule: messenger RNA, 357 nt
Organism: Sphenostylis stenocarpa
Lineage: Eukaryota; Viridiplantae; Streptophyta; Magnoliopsida; Fabales; Fabaceae
Source: the annotation of a GenBank genome assembly
AUGACAGGCAUGGCACAACUACAACAUAGAAAUUUGCUGCAACUACAGCAUAGGAAGCAGGAUGAACUCCUCAUUGUUUACAACUAUCUACCUAAUGGAAGCAUUGACAAGCUUCUGUUCGAAAAUGAUCAUCAAAAGAAGAAAUUACUAACUUGGGAUUAUAAGAUUAUUACUGGAAUUGCCCAAGGGCCGCUGUAUCUCCAAGAAGAAUGCGAGCUGCAGGUUGUUGACAGAGAUGUAAAGGCAAACAAUGUUCUGAUAGAUGCAAAUCUCCAACCAAAGCUUGGUAAUUUUGGUCUUGCAAGGACUUACGAGCAUGGAAUCCAUCCACAGAUAAUAAGCGUUGUGAAACACUAG